Culex pipiens pallens (northern house mosquito) is the source of this 1175-nucleotide messenger RNA. RefSeq lists its product as uncharacterized. Gene Ontology annotation, molecular function: zinc ion binding. The transcript has 2 exons. Gene Ontology annotation, cellular component: nucleus. The record is from RefSeq and is a predicted model, not a curated record. NCBI's taxonomy places the organism in Eukaryota, Metazoa, Arthropoda, Insecta, Diptera, Culicidae. The coding region runs from base 142 to 1137 and encodes 331 amino acids.
CGUCAUUGAAAAAGCUCACUUUUGCCCGAAAAACAAGUGUUGUCAACAUCGCGCUUGCUGCGAUAAGUUCCGAAAAAAUUCAACCGUGCUGUUGAACCCGCGUUGCCGGAAUCGAAUCGUCCCCGGCCCGAAUGUCCCACGAUGGAGCAGGUGCUGUGCCGGCUGUGUUUGGCCCCGUCCAACUCAACGGUGGCCCUGUUUGACGACGAUUCCAUGCAACCGAACGUGCUGCUCAUCCAGAAGGUGAUCGAGUGUACGAGUAUUCGGCUUUCCGCCGAGGAGGACUACCCGUCGUCGGUUUGCUGCGAGUGCGAGCGAAAGUUGAACGAGUGGUCGACGUUUAAGAUCCAGUGCAUCGUGAACAACGACUUUUACCGGCAGAAGCAACGGGAACUGCGCCGGAGGUUGGUGGCCGCCCAGCAGCAGCAGCACCAGAAGCAGCAACCGAGGCCACCGAAAUCACCGGAGGUUGUUUGUCUGGACGACGACGAGGAAACGGUUCCGGUUAAGGCUCCGCCCACGACGAAGGUUGAGCAAGUUCCCAAAAGGAAGGAAUCCCCGGCCAAACGCGCCAAGGUCGUGGCAGAGGUGGUCAUUGAGGACGACGAUGACGAAGAGAAGGACCAACACUUGACCAACGAGGACGGACUGCUGCUGGAAGACGACGAGGAGGCGCUCCUUAACGAUUACCAGCUUGUCGAAGGCCAGGAAUACCCGUCGGAACCGGACUACGAAUCGCUCGCGGACCAGCAAUCCGCAGACCAUUACGAAAGCAGCACUGCCAUUUUGUCCUCGAUCCUGCUGGACGACGACGACGACGACGACGAUGAUGAGUACGAGGGCAACCGCCAGAACCCUGGCUCGGGGGGACCGUUCCAGUGUUGGCAGUGCCGCCGCGGCUACUCGUCCCUGACCAAGCUGCGGAUGCACGAAAAGCUGCACUCCGAGCGGAUGAAGUGCUUCGUGUGUGGGAAAAUGAUCGUGCUCCAGCUGGUGCGCCACAUGCGCUCGCAACAUCCCGGACAGAUGUUCCCCGAACCGGUGCGCUGCUGGCACUCCAAGUGCGCCAACUCGCCGGAAGUUUACUACACCGUGGACCAGCUGCUGGAGCACAUGGAUUCGAAGAAACGCAAGUGACUUAAACUAUACAGGAAAAAGCAAUUAAUUUUAGCUAC